AAAAAAAUCACGGAAUCACGGAAGAGAUUCUGCAGUCCUACUAGUUUGGCAAGUUCUCUGCGCUUAAAGCUGCGUAGAAAGGCGGAGAACAGGGCACUAACUCCUAUUUGCUCACAUUUGUACACUUCUCUGGUCCCGCAGACGGUAAACGAGAGAGGAGUCAUGGAGGAUGCCAUUAAAACCAUGGUGAAGGUCUACCUGAAGUCGUCCAAAGGAAAGGAGAGUCUAGGAAAGAAAGAAUUCCAAAACCUUGUCAAGAGCCAGCUUGGCAACAUCCUCUCGGAUGCAGACAGUAAUGAGGCCAUCAAACAAAUGGGUCAGGAGCUGGAUUCUAACCAUGACGGCAAACUUGGCUUUGAGGAGUACAUGAAGCUGGUUGGCUACCUGGCAGUGUCACUCAGCGAACAGCGCAGUUCGGCCCAACAAGAGCCGGCCCAAAACGCAACCGCCACAGAAGGGGUACAAAGCGCCGCCGCAAACAAGGAGGAGAAACCAGAAGCGAACGCAGAAGCAAAGGAGGAGGCCAAACCAGAGGUCAAAGAGGAGGAGGCCAAAGCAGAAACACCUGCAGUAGAAGCCAAGGUAGAAGCAAACGCUGAACCAAAGGUAGAAGCAGAGGCAGAAGCAAAAGCAGAGGGGGAGACGAAGCCAGAACCGGUGAAAGAAGAAGAGAAACCGGCAGCAGAGGCACCGGCGGCGGAGACGGCAGCAGCUGCGGCCGAAGCGGUAGUCAAAGAGGAGGUGAAGGAGGAGGAAACGGUAAAAGUGGAGGAAGCGACGGAGAAUCCGCCUGCAGCUGCGGAAGAGGAAGGGGAGAAGAAGACAGAGGAGGCGGCCUCAUAGGGGACAAUCCAUCACUACAGCCAAAGCACACGACAUGCUUAGACUCAACACUACACAACACACAGCAUUAGCAAAGUCAAAGUCAGACGGUGAGCCACUAAAGAUGUUUUUUUACUACACGCAACUUUGAAAUAGAAAAUAGAAAAUAAAAGUAAAAACACUACGAACAUAGCUCUGAAGAAAAUACAUCCCUUAUAUAUGAUAAUAAAAAAAAAACAUGUACAUGACAGUAGAACUAUUGCUUUGUACUACUACUUACCACUAUGUCCAUAUGUACAGCAUGUGCAUCAUAUUAUAUCGAACAUUUACCUCAUUAUGAUAAUAUACUAUGAUAGCAUGCAGACAUACACUACAUGUGCAUGCCAAAUCCCCUGUGAAAAGUAGGUUUUCCCCUGCAGCAGCACACUGACAUAUGUGUCCUUGUGGUCACUAAACACACCACUGCAACUGAGGCGUCCCCUUCCUCAACUUGUCAUGCAGCCAUAACAUUUCUGCAGUCGAACAUCAGCAGUUUACACCCUCUACUAAUGGCUUAAAGGUUCCACGAACACUUGUUUCCAUAUGGUUGAAGUGAACAUUUAAAAAAAAAAAAAAAAAAAGACAAUGCAAAGUAGGUGUGUUUCCAUCAGUUUGUUUGGUCUGUGUUCAUCUUUAAGGGAGGAAACAGUUGAUGUGGGGUGAAUGUUUGCUUAUUUGGAAAAAAAGAUGUUUCCCAUUAACAUGUGGCAUUAACUGUUUUUUUUUUUUUUUUUCAAAACCGCUUCAAGCAAGUGUGAAAACUUUUUUUUUGCGAAAUUGAAGUUUUUUCACUUUCCAUCCACUUUUUCUCACUUUAAAAUGCAGAAAUACGUUGAUGGAAACACCUUUAUGCUCUCACCUUUUAACUCACUUUGCUUUGGAGCUGAUUUAGCAUGACAAUCUAAUAAACAAUCUAUUUUGCUGAAUCUUUGCAUUCCCUAAUGGUUCUGUACUUUUAAAUCCCAUCAUGUACUUUUCUUUUUUUUUUUUCUGUUUCUGGUCUCCUCACGUUGGCUCUCUGUCUCUUUUCUCUUUAUAAAUCCACUUGCAAUGAUUUAACCUUCUGUUCAUUAUCUCACUUGUAGAAAGCCAUAGAUUAGAGGCUGAAAGAUCAUAUGAGGUCCUUAGUUAAAUAAUUAAGGUUCUAGGAAUCCACACCCGAGGACUCUCACAGCCAAAAAAAAAAAAAAAAAAAGGGUCCCGUGGAGUGGGCUGAUGGUUAGAGGAGCAGGUCAGAAGUGUUCAUGCAACCUAAUCCACCGGGAUUAGAAGUGCUAAAAAUAACAAGAUACAAACACUGAGAUGCCGAGAGGACACUUUACAGGGGUCACUUGAUUGUUCUUAGAUACUCUGUUAGUGUGCGCUACAGUAUUUAUAUUGGUCAAGCUCAACUGAUCGAACCAUAAGGUGCUGGACCGUAAAGAGAACAGGUCUGAAAACUUGACAUUUGCUCAUCAUUUCUUGUUGUUUUUUCCGCUGGUUCUUGCUCCAUUUGUUCAGGUUUGUGCAUUUGUUUGCCGGUCACACCCUCAUACAGUUUAAUAACCCUGUUUGACCUGCAACUGGAUCCUGAUGUCCCAGGCUUUGGGACGCUGCUGGAUUAAGCAUUUGAUGGGUAACACACCCUAGGGCACAAACAAUUACAUGAAAGUAAUCCCAGGCUUCAGCGAUCCUGCCCUUUUAGAUGAGGUGGUAGUGUCAGAGAGAUACUUUUGUUGUGUGUUUUAAGCCAAAAUAGAAUACUGAGCCAUCAACAUGAAUUUAUGUGGCAUGAUCUUUUAUGCCAGUGUAAUGCAUACGACAUUGCAUGCUAUCAGAAAUUUAUUUUGUUUUGACAUUACCAUUGUAUUAACAUUGUCGUGGCCAUUACUUAAUUUAUACACGGCCGUAAAUUUCUGCUACUACUUUGUAUUUAACUUUUUCUUAUUUGGACCACUAUGGGUAUCACUUGAAAAAAAGAAAAAAAAAACAUGUACUUCUGUGUCACAUUAUAUGCAAUUUGUUAAUUACAUUUUAA
Messenger RNA from Sphaeramia orbicularis (orbiculate cardinalfish), 2878 nucleotides. RefSeq names its product S100 calcium binding protein U (gene s100u). The transcript is spliced from 3 exons. The coding region runs from base 163 to 843 and encodes 226 amino acids. Gene Ontology annotation, cellular component: perinuclear region of cytoplasm. Gene Ontology annotation, molecular function: calcium ion binding; calcium-dependent protein binding. NCBI's taxonomy places the organism in Eukaryota, Metazoa, Chordata, Actinopteri, Kurtiformes, Apogonidae. The record is from RefSeq and is a predicted model, not a curated record.